AUGGAAUUCUCCCUCGUCGACGGCGAGAAGUUCUCGCCCUCCUGCUCCACGCUCGUCAUGCCCGCGCUUUCGAUCGGCAACGUGGGGCAGCUCGCCGUGGACCUGCUGAUUCCGUCGGCGAAGGCGAGGCGCGUGGCGUACCUCGACGAGCCCUCCGUGCUGCCCUGCAUCGGCAACGACGCCUUCGGACCGGACGCCGCGGGCGACCUCGCGCUCGCGCUCGAAGAGUAUGAAUCAAUGUCUCAUGGGCUGGCUUUCAUUCAACAAAGAUCUCCAAUUAUUACAGGGAUGAUGGUUUCGUUUGCAAAAAAUGUUGCUAAUUUCAUCAGUAGCAUUGGGAAGGACCAUGUUGUUAUCCUUUCAAGUUUAGACUCUGGCAAGAGAAGAGUAAUUGAUGCAUCCAGUGAUAUGCUGUAUUACCUUUCAAGUUGCAAUGAAGAUGGUUCUGAUCCAGAAUGUGAGAAACUAGGGUGGAAGAAACUUGAGGAAUAUGAUCCAUCUCAACGACUGUGGAAAUGUCUUGCUAGUCUAGUUGAGGGCGGUGUUCUUUUAGAAGACAUGGCUGAUGAUCCUGAAGAGAUGACCAUAAGUGAUUACUAUGCGACCUUGCCAUUUGCAGCUCUAUUCUUCGCCUGCAAGGCCAAAGGUUUGAAAGUUAGCUGUGUGUUAUGCUACUGUUCAGAAGGGGACAAUAUGCCAGAAUCUUUUCACUUGGCAGAGGCAGUAUGCAAACUUCUAGGUCAAGACCCUGAACAGUUCCACGAAAUGGGUCAAAUGGAUGGACUAUUCCCUUGUCAUGGAAAUCAAUUUAUGGACCACCACCUGAUAUGUCUAUUUUCUAGACUGACUAACCUAGGAUAG
This is a messenger RNA of Triticum turgidum subsp. durum (durum wheat), 861 nucleotides long. The record is from the annotation of a GenBank genome assembly. Lineage: Eukaryota; Viridiplantae; Streptophyta; Magnoliopsida; Poales; Poaceae.